UCUCUGGGAGUAGGGAGGGGAUGUUUGAGGCUAUGGAGGUCAGUAGUUUGCAGUUACUCCCUGGGAAGAAGGAAUUUGUGCUGGUACACCCAGAGGGGAGGGGACCUAGAAGCUGUAAAAAGGGGUCUAGGGAAAGAGCAACAGAGUCUGAGGGAAAGCAGACACAGUUGCACAUAAAGGGUCCUUGGACUGGAACCAAAAAAAGUGGGUGGCUGAGGUUCCUCUAACAAUCACUGGAGAAGUGGCACAGAUGAGGCAAUGGAGCAUAGAUGCCCUAAAAUGGUUAUCUAGUGGGAUUUCAGAACCCUGGAAAGGUAGGAGUAUAGAGACCUGGCUGGAGGGCUGAGUCCCAAAGGAGCUCCUUGAAUCCUAGAGGGAGACCCUGGGGUGAGGAAGACCCUGAAGGAAGGCCAUCAGCCUCGCAGAGCUAAUCCCUAGAUGUGGCCAGAAGGAGGCACUCCAGCAGUGAGUAGAGCACCCCAUGACAAAUAGACAGAACACUUGAAAGAGAAGUUGGAGGAGUACAUGGCCCGUUUUACCAAAGUGAGGAUUGUGCGCACCAAGAAACGAGAAGGGCUGAUUCGGACCAGAUUGCUAGGAGCCUCGAUGGCUAAAGGAGAAGUCUUGACGUUCCUGGAUUCCCAUUGUGAAGUCAACGUGAAUUGGCUGCCUCCAUUGCUUAACCAGAUUGCACUAAACCACAAAACCAUUGUGUGUCCCAUGAUCGAUGUCAUUGACCACAAUCACUUUGGCUAUGAGGCACAGGCGGGGGAUGCCAUGCGAGGAGCCUUCGACUGGGAAAUGUACUACAAAAGAAUACCGAUUCCUCCAGAGCUCCAGAGGUCUGAUCCCAGUGACCCCUUUGAGUCUCCUGUUAUGGCUGGAGGUCUGUUUGCUGUUGACCGAGAGUGGUUUUGGGAGCUGGGUGGCUAUGAUCCAGGCUUAGAAAUAUGGGGAGGAGAGCAGUAUGAAAUCUCCUUUAAGGUUUGGAUGUGUGGAGGUGGCAUGUUUGAUGUUCCAUGUUCUAGAGUUGGACACAUUUACAGGAAGUAUGUCCCUUAUAAAGUUCCAUCUGGAACCAGCCUGGCACGAAACCUGAAGCGUGUGGCAGAGACAUGGAUGGAUGAGUUUGCAGAGUAUGUUUACCAGCGGCGGCCCGAGUACAGGCAUCUCUCAACAGGAGAUAUCUCAGCCCAAAAGGAGCUACGAAAGCACCUUAAGUGCAAGGACUUCAAGUGGUUCAUGGCUGCAGUGGCAUGGGAUGUCCCUAAAUAUUACCCUCCUGUGGAGCCCCCACCUGCUGCCUGGGGGGAGAUUCGAAAUGUGGCAGCCAAUCUCUGUGUGGAUAGUAAACAUGGGGCCACAGGGACGGAGCUGAGGCUAGAUAUUUGUGUGAAGGACGGCUCAGAACGGACGUGGUCACAUGAACAGCUCUUUACCUUUGGUUGGAGAGAAGACAUCCGCCCCGGGGAACCUCUUCACACCAGAAAAUUCUGCUUCGAUGCCGUUUCGCACAGUAGCCCUGUCACACUGUAUGACUGUCAUAGCAUGAAGGGUAACCAGCACUGGAGCUAUAGGAAGGACAAAACUUUGUUCCAUCCGGUAAGCAACAGCUGUAUAGAUUGCAACCCAGCUGAGAAGAAGAUUUUCAUGAACAGAUGUGAUCCUUUAUCUGAAACUCAGCAGUGGAUUUUUGAACAUAUUAAUAUGACUGUUUUAGAAAAAUUUAACGGCAAGGCCAGUUCCUAGGGAAAAAUACAGAUUACAUACAGAUUGCAAACAACAUUUUGGCCAGCAUCUGGGUCGAAGGAGUCAGGAAUUAAAUUUCCUAGAUCCAGGAAGUCUUUUCUGAGGAUUAAGCAAAUGCCAUGGCAAAGGCCAAUGGGCUGUCAUUGUGGAUGUACAGUAUCUGAAGAACUUGGCUGAGAGCCUCACCAGAUGCUGCUGAGAACUUCAGGCUGACAAUUCCCUUGCUGGCCAAGGGAAAACUUUAUUUAAAAAACUUUUCAAAACAUUCUGAGUUAAUAAAUUGAAACAAAAUUCUAGAGUUUCUCAGGUCAAAUCCUACUGUAGUGAAUAGUUAUGAAUGGAUGCUAUUGGGGUGGGUAUAUGGUGUGCAUGACUGCUAUGGGAACCUGCAGAAAUCACAGGUUAAGAACUAACCCACACUGGUGGAAUGCUAACAGUCCCCCAGCACUCCAGACAAACUAUAUGAUCUGGUGCCAUUCUCUUAAUAAAGGUUAGGUAAAGCGGGAUUAACCCUCAGAUUGCUGAUGAUGAUUUUAAACACUUCCCCAUUACAUUCCUUUCAUUACCAAAAUAGGAAUGGUAGAAAUAUAAGGGUUUAGAAUUCUGUUGUAAUGAAGCAUGAAAUAGACAUCUAAGGUUUCAAAAGUCCCAUUUCUCCUCAGCAUUUGAGAAAAAAAAAGUCCAUCAAAGCAAUUAAAUCAGAUUUCCAUAUAUGAUACAACCUACCUAACACUCAUCAACUGUGAUUCAAAUCUAGCCUUCAUCUAGAUUAAAGGCCAAAAGAUUAACAAGGCUACCAAAUCUUUAAGUCAUUCAAUAGCAGGUAUAUGCACCAAUAAUAGCAGCACAAUGCAAGGUUUGCAGAAAGGAUUUCCCCUGGAAAUCUAUAUUUACUUUUCCAGUAUUUUUAUUAAAACUAAAAUUGCUUUAAAUCAAAUCAAAAUAUUCAGAGACAUAAGAGGCAUCAUGGGUGACAGGCUAAUUGUUUAUUGUAAGUCAUAGAGACUUAUAGCCAAAUAAGCAUUGGUACACUGGUAUCAGCUAAAAAGUGUUGGCUCCCUGCAGUGCAGCUUACAAGAUCCUGCAGGAAUUAUAGGAGUUUUAGGGAGAGGGGGUGUUUUUGUUUUUUGCAAGGAGGUGGGGAGUCCUGUAAAACUAGUUAGCUCUUUUGCAGAGAACUUGAUGAAAUCAUUUUAAAAACCGUGACUGUGCCACAGUUUUCAGCUAAGGCAUUGCAAAUUUCUGGAUGGGGCCGUUAGGAAAUGAAAGCAAGUAUAAAAUUCAAAAAAAGUUCAGUAUUUUCACCUUUUAGUAGCAUAAACAAAACUAUCCAAUCCACCACAGAAUUUUCUUGCACUGAUUAUCGUUGUGGCAUAUAGUGUCCAUCAGCUCUUACAUAUUUUUGGCAUGGUCGGGGGAGAGUUAGUGGGUUAAAAAUUUGUUUAGAGAGGCCUGUUCUUCUUCAGUGGAAAUCAGUGAGUACCAAUGUGGGCCACAGUAAAGAGUUCUGGAAUUUCUAAAAUUAAGAGCACAUUUAAAUGGCCUGGUUUUACUUGAAACCUGAACCAACAGAUGAAAGCAAAGUGAAUGCAGACAUUAAAGCCUACACGAGAUGGCUGUAAUAGCACUUGUCACUUUCAAAAAUAUGUAUGAAAUUAAUCUGAAAACUUUGUAUUAUGUUGCUAGAAAUGUGGCCAGCUAACCAAAAUGUUCAUAUUUAAACUGUCCAGCCUGACAGUUGAAGGUGAUUUUGUUUUGUUUAUUGCUCUUUCAGCUGUAUCUGUGAUGAUGACUGUUAUCCACACUUGUGUGCUGUUUGUGCCUAUGGCUUCCAAACCUA
This is a messenger RNA of Mauremys mutica (yellowpond turtle), 3589 nucleotides long. RefSeq names its product polypeptide N-acetylgalactosaminyltransferase like 6 (gene GALNTL6). Gene Ontology annotation, cellular component: Golgi apparatus. Lineage: Eukaryota; Metazoa; Chordata; Testudines; Geoemydidae. The record is from RefSeq and is a predicted model, not a curated record. The coding region runs from base 526 to 1749 and encodes 407 amino acids. The transcript has 9 exons.